Molecule: messenger RNA, 1170 nt
Organism: Capsella rubella
Lineage: Eukaryota; Viridiplantae; Streptophyta; Magnoliopsida; Brassicales; Brassicaceae
Product: B3 domain-containing protein At5g38490
Exons: 1
Coding region: 1-1170 (389 amino acids)
Molecular function (GO): DNA binding
Source: RefSeq, a predicted model, not a curated record
AUGACUAUGUAUCACGAUUACGAUCAUCUCAUGGAUUCAGGUAAAGAUAUGUGGUCUGAUUUUUGUUUACUUGUGGAUGCUGCGGUUAUGAUCGAAGAAGAAGAACACCAACAACGUCUUCGUCUUCUUGAAAAGAAACGAGAAGAAGAAGAAGAGUCGUCCAAGAGGUUCUUCUAUGUGUUCCCGAGGAAACCUAGGUCUUCUUUGGUGAAGAGAAGGUACACACAACAACAAAACCCUAAUGGGGUUUCUUCAACGACGUCUACUUCAUCGCUUACUGAUUACGAAACGAGAAGAAACACUACACGAAACCCUAGUUUUGAUGAGCGUAUGGUGUAUGACGCAGAAGUACGUGCGAAGAAGGGGAAAUCUAAGAUUGUGUGUGAAGAUUAUGACUAUGGAGAGAGUGAUGAGGAGAAGAGACUCUUUGAGAAGAACAUGAAGAGGUUUGUAAGAAACCUACGACGAAACUUUGGUAAUAAUCUUGAUGGGUCUUCUUCGACGUCUUCCUCGUUCUUGAACCUUCGUUUUUAUGAGCCUUCGUUACUCCUAGGUUACAACACGACUAAUGAGACGAAAGAACUACCAAACCCUUGUUACCAAUCUUCGUCUCCAUCUUCAUGUGUAACGGAGAACACAAGUCGCAAGAGGCGUGCUGUGCAAGAGAGGAAGAGUGGUAAAUUCAAGAAAGCAAAGGUUGCUUUUUCCCCAAGGAGGAUGGAUACAGAGGCACCGGAUUGGAUCUUUCAGGUGAUGAGAAGAAUGAAAGCUGAUGACGAAAGGCCGAUGCUGAUCUUUCAAAGAGGUCUAACCGCGAGUGAUGUGACAUCAGGCCAGAGCCGUCUCUUAAUCCCAUUCCAGCAGCUAAUCAGAAACGACUUCUUGACGCCAGGGGAGAGUCAAGCAAUGGAGAAAGACGAAAACAACGAAAUCGAAGACGAGAAUAUCGGUGUGGGAACGAUUCUUGUGAACCAAAGAUGUGAAAAGUGGGGAUUACGUUUCAAGAUAUGGGCGAUGGAGAAGGACACUGGUCAUGGAACAUUGAAUUAUGCUUUGAACUGGGGGUGGAACGAUGUCGUCAAGGGUAACCACUUAAAAGCCAAGGACAAGAUCAGUCUUUGGACUUUCAGGUGGCGUGGAGUACUCUGCUUUGCCCUUGAGAGAUACUAA